UUUUGAAGGGUGGCAGAGAGCAUGCUGUGCUGCACAUGUGGUCCAUCGAUGCUCUCACUGCAGUGUUCCUUUCUCUCCAUCCAGCACACAGGGGUCCUGGACCUCCGUGCGCCUCUGCGUUGCUCCACCGCGGUUUGUGCAGGAAAGGUUCCCGUUUUUUUUGAUGACGUCGUUGGCGGUGGGCGGGGAGAGCGUUCUCGUGCCCGGCGAGCGAAGCAGCCCGGUGUGUAUUAUCUCGUCUUGCAUGUGUGUUCGGAUAUUACGGCGUGCACCGACAGACAUCUUCUCAUAGAACCUGCACUGACCAUCACCGGUGUUGGCAAACCUGCGCGCUGAGGUCUCAUAUCAGCGCGAGACACGUCCGUCGGCCUAACCGGGCAGCGCGUGACAACUGGUCUAAGGCUGAAGGUCCCACUGCGCAGCCUGAUGAUGAUGAUGAAAAGGAGGAUGAUUACCGUAGUGUGGUCCAGCCUCAUAGACACUAGUAGUUUUGUGUGAGGGGAGAAGACACCUGGAAUCAGACUAGAGGACCACCAGAUAGUCAAGGAGCGCAGAGGAUGUCUGCGAGUACACCUAAUUCAGCCCCGCCCCCUAAAAAGAGCCGGGGGAAGCAGGAGACGGAGUCUGUCCAGGCAGCCAAUGAGGAGCUCAAGGCCAAACUAAGCGAUGUACAAAAUGAGCUGCAGCAGGAGAGAGCGAAGGUGUGUAAGCUGCGCGAGCGGCUGCAGGAGCUGCGGGCGCAGCGGGAGGCCGAGCAGCACAGGCAUGCAGUCGCACAGACCGAGCUGCGGGUGAAGCUACGAGAAGAGAAGCAGCGGGAGGUCGCAGCUGUGCGUGACUCUCUGAGCCGGCAGCAUGAGGCUGAGUUAGCCCGUGCUGCCCGCUUGCGCCACUCUGAGCUCGGGCGCCUGCAGGGCCUGGUGAAUGUACUGCGCAGUGGCAACGGUGCCGCCGAGUUGAGGGAGGAGGCGCGCGAGGAGGCACGCAGGACCUAUGAGGCCGAGAGACUGAAAUUGACACAGGAGCUGCAAGAGGCCAAGGCAGCACGCAGACAGGCAGAGGAAGCGCUGACCAACGCCGUGCAGGCUGAUAAAUCCAAAGCAGCUGAUCUCAGAGCAGCACAUCAGGCCCAUCAGGAGGAGAUCCAGAGGAUCAAACGGGACAGCGAGAAGGAAGUCCGCAGACUGAUGGAGGAGUUGCGGGGGAGGGACCGUGUAGUACAAACUUUGGAAAAGGAGCUGGGUGUGCAAGCGGGUCAGACCCAACGCCUACUGCUGCAGAAAGUGGAGGCCGAGCGGAACCAUGGCAGCCCCAAGAGAGAGGUGGCUCCUGCCCUCGGAGAGAACACAGACGGCGUCAUUAACCAGGAAGUAGAUGAGCGGGAUACUCGCAGAUUCCAGCUUAAGAUCGCUGAGCUGCAGGCUGUCAUUCGGAAACUGGAGGACCGAAACACACUGCUGUCAGAUGAGAGGACUGAACUGUUAAAGCGUGUGCGGGAGACAGAUGGACAAAUGAAGCCACUUUUAGAGAAGAACAGACGGAUGAGUAAAAAGAACGAAGAGCUCUUGCAGACCCUGCAGCGCAUGGAGGACAAACUGAAAUCCCUCAGCCGUGAGAACGCUGAAUUAAAGGACAAGACAAUCUUGGACUCCCAUCAAGCAGUGCUGAAGAGGACCAGUUCUCUGACAGAUCUAAGCCACGCCCACGAGGAGCAGGAGGUGGAGUUUCUACGGCUACAAGUCAGUGAACAGCGCAACGUCAUCGAGGAGCUCACUCAGGAGCGGGAUAGACUGGUAUUCAACAAAAAGAACAAGAGGAAAAAUAUCAAAUUGCCAAAGAGGCAUGUUGUGGAGACAUAUUUUGGAUUUGAUGAGGAGUCUAUAGAUUCAGAAACGUCGUCCCUGACGUCGUACAACACAGAUCAUACCCCGGCGACCCCAGAGGAGGAGCUUGAGGAGGCCUUCUCCAGAGAGGAGGCGGAGCUUCGUUUUCGGCAGCUGACACGAGAAUACCAGGCACUUCAGCGAGCGUAUGCUCUCCUCCAGGAGACCACGGGCCCUCUUGACCCCGAGAGACACUGCAGGACGCGGGAGCAGCUGCAGGCCGAGCUGAAUGCCUGCCAGGCGAGGAACGCUGACUUGGAGAGGAGCCUGGCAGAGAAGGGGCAGGACUCAAAGUGGGUGGAGGAGAAGCAGAAUCUCGUUAGGGUAAAUCAGGAACUAAGAGAAAAGAUAGACUUACUGGAGCAGUCCGAGCUGCGAUUGCGCUCCGAGGUGAGGGACACACAAGACCAAAAUGAGCUGCUGGAGUUCCGUAUACUCGAACUGGAAGAGAGGGAGCGGCGUUCUCCUGCCUAUAACUUGCACAUCUCUGCCACGGAAAACAGCAGCAGCCUGCAGCUCCACUGCCAGCGGGAGGGUAUCAAGGUGCACACACCUACAUUCAGCUGCAUUCACAUGCAGGACGUCAUUAUUCCUGAACUCAUGAAAAAGCUGGACAUCCUGGGUGACAAUGGGAACUUACGGAACGAGGAGCAGGUCACCGUGAUCCAGGCGAGCACAGUGCUGUCUCGCUGUGAGAAGUGGUUGAAACAGAUAGACAGCACCGAAGCAGCACUCACGCAGAAGAUGAUUGAUCUCGAGAACGAAAAGGAGCUGUUUAGUAAGCAGAAAGGCUUCCUGGAAGAGGAGUUAGACUACAGGAAACAGGCCUUAGACCACGCCCAUCUGAGAGUGCAGGAGCUGGAGGCCACGCUGUAUGCCGUGCUGCAGCAGGAUCCAAACGGCCGGUUGGGUGAGAGUUUGAGCGAGAGGCAGAGGGCGGAGCUAGCGGAGUCGAUGGAGGCGGUGCGACGGCAGAUCCUCAGACAGAGCCGUCAUGCUGACACGCUGAUCCUACAGCAGCGCAUGGAGCUCCUCCAGUCUGCACAACAGAGGAUCAGAGAGUUGGAGGACAAGAUCGAUAUGCAGAGACGACAAAUCAAAGAGAUCGAAGAGAAGGUGUGUAUGACUGCAGCCACGUACGACCUGUAUUCAGAUCUUUCUCGCACUGAGGACGGAUAUACUGUGAUGACGUGCGGAAUUUGUGUAAGAUGUACUAAAACGUACUUCUCCUUUCUCUCCCGUCUCUCCUGUUCAAAUCCCUUUAUGUUUAUUAUGAUUUACAGUUUUUAUUCCUGUUCCUGUUUUUCUCUCUAGCUUUUAUUCUCUGGCCUUAAGCACACACACACACACACAUACACACAUACGCAAACACAUGUAUGCACACACACACACACACACACACACACACACACAGGUGCAGUAUCUAUCUGAAUGGAUGUAUCGGACUUCUUUUUCCCUACUGAACUCUGGUCAAACAUUCCUCAGUUAUUUUAUGACCUUUUUAAUAUUUUUAUGCAUUUCCAAUGAGUCAACAACAACAACAACAACAACAACAACAACAACACAUCCAGGUAAAGCUGCUCCACUCAGCACUCAGUCUCUCUAAAGUAAAUGGAAAUAUAUAAAGUGAUCUAAUUUUAACGGAAAUAUUUGUUAUAAUAAUUAUUUAAACCCACAUCAACACUUGUCUAAAUAUCUGCUUUUAGUUUCAAUAAAUAAAGUUGUAUUUUCUUCA
Molecule: messenger RNA, 3618 nt
Organism: Ictalurus punctatus (channel catfish)
Lineage: Eukaryota; Metazoa; Chordata; Actinopteri; Siluriformes; Ictaluridae
Gene: jakmip1
Product: janus kinase and microtubule interacting protein 1
Exons: 20
Coding region: 558-3197 (879 amino acids)
Molecular function (GO): GABA receptor binding; microtubule binding; kinase binding
Source: RefSeq, a predicted model, not a curated record